Messenger RNA from Hibiscus syriacus, 454 nucleotides. Its product is annotated as NADH dehydrogenase [ubiquinone] 1 beta subcomplex subunit 2-like. The transcript has 4 exons. The annotation marks the transcript as partial. NCBI's taxonomy places the organism in Eukaryota, Viridiplantae, Streptophyta, Magnoliopsida, Malvales, Malvaceae. Gene Ontology annotation, cellular component: mitochondrial inner membrane. The record is from RefSeq and is a predicted model, not a curated record.
UUUAGGGUUCGAUUGCAGAGAGAUGGGAGGGGGAGUACAACUUACAAAGGUGUAACUUUGCAUCACCCAAAGCGAUGGCAUGUUGUCACCGGCAAAGGCUUGUGCGACGUCAUGUGGUUUUGGGUCAUGUACAGGGCUAAGCUAGAUGGUCCUGUUGUAUUGGGUUGGAGACACCCUUGGGAGGGCCAUGAUGAUCAUUCUUACAGUCAUGGAGAUACGCAUUAGUGAUUAUUGGCAAUGUGUUUAACAGCCGCCGGAAGACGAUUAUCGGAUUAUAGGCUGCUGUUGGAGAUGCUGUUCUGAGUCUUCUUGUUAAUUGUUCGGUUUGAAUAAAGUGUUUGUGAAGAAAGAUUGUGGGGAUAAUGAGAUAAAAAAACGAAACUCCAUUUCAAUCAUGGUUUUUUGUUGAUUUUAAUCAUGGAUUUGUUUGAAUGAAUGUGUUGUUGCUUGUGCA